AUGAAGGAAGUAUUUGGACUAGAUCCUUUGAACUAUAUAACAUUAGCAUCAUUCGUAUUUGAUAUAGCAAAAAAGAUGACUAAGACCAUCCAUUACUUGAAAAACUUCCUCCAGAUCAAUGAAUAUGUCUUUCCGAUGGUUCACUCUUAUGCAUUGAAAACUGAAGAUGAGUAUAAAAAUAUACAGAAGGCAAAGGGUCUCAAAAAAUCUCUCAUCAAAAAAGAACUAACUAUUGAUAUUUAUGAGCAUUGUAUUUUAGAAGGUGUGGAAGAUGAACCCAAACUGCAAACUUCUUGCGAUGCAAUUGGAAAUUGUCGAAUUCCAGCUUAUCUAUCUGCAUUGGAGCAAUAUGGGAAUAAUAUUUCUCAAGAAAUAUUGAUAGAUUUGG
This is a messenger RNA of Racocetra persica, 388 nucleotides long. The record is from the annotation of a GenBank genome assembly. NCBI's taxonomy places the organism in Eukaryota, Fungi, Glomeromycota, Glomeromycetes, Diversisporales, Gigasporaceae.